AUGAUGGUGUGCAUGUGGCGCGUGUUGCAGAGGGGUUCCGCGUUUGCCUCGCGGCUCCGGGAGCAGGACUGGGCGCGCGGGUUGGCGGGUCUUUCAGUCAGAUAUUACACUACCAAGACAGCACCUCACAUACCAGGCAUGGAGUACCAGGAUGCCAUUUACACUCUGAACACCCUGCAGACCAAUGCCAGCGCUCUGGAGCAGGUACGACGAGAGCGGAGCCACCCUCAGUUGCAGCUCCAGGCUAUGAAGGGCUUCUUGGAGCGAGCCGGCCUCACAGUGGAGGAACUAGACCAUCUCAAUAUUAUUCAUGUGACGGGAACAAAGGGCAAGGGGUCAACGUGUGCUUUCACUGAGCAGAUUUUGAGAAGUUACGGAUUCCGCACAGGAUUUUACAGUUCCCCCCACUUGGUACAAGUCAGGGAGAGGAUUCGAAUCAAUGGACAGCCCAUUGGAAAAGAGCUCUUCACUAAAUACUUCUGGCAGGUUUACGGACGGCUGGAUGAAACCAAGGAUGCCCACGGAGGGACGAUGCCGGCAUACUUCCGUUUCCUCACUAUUUUGGCCUUCCACGUGUUUCUUAAGGAGAAGGUGGAUCUGGCUGUAAUUGAAGUUGGAAUUGGUGGAGCGUAUGACUGCACUAAUAUUAUAAGGAGGCCGUGGGUGUGUGGCAUCUCCUCUCUGGGUAUAGACCACACUCAAAUUCUUGGAGACACCAUUGAAAAGAUCGCAUGGCAGAAAGGAGGCAUCUUUAAGCCGGGGGUUCCUGCCUUCACAGCCAGACAACCAGAAAAUGCCAUGGCAGUGCUCAAGGACAGGGUCAAAGAGACAGCAUGCCCUCUGUGGGUGUGUCCAGAGCUGGAGGACUAUCAGACGGACUGUGGACCUUUGCAUCUGGGCCUGGCGGGGUUGCACCAGCACUCUAAUGCCUCCCUGGCCCUCCAGCUGAGUCACACUUGGCUGCAGAAAAGAUGUCUAUUAGAUAAGAACUUUCCUCCCACCAGUGCUGAGAACACAGGUGUACUCCAGGCCACUUCCUUCAAGCCCAGCCCCAUCAUGGUGAAAGGGCUGGCGGACACGGAGUGGCCUGGAAGGAAUCAGACUCUGAAACACGGAGCAGUCACCUACUUCCUGGAUGGGGCUCACACCAUGCGCAGCAUGCAGGCCUGUGUACACUGGUUCAGAGAGAUUGCAGCGCAGCAUGAAAGGAGCGCAAGUGGCCCCGUGGCCAGAGUUCUUCUGUUCAAUGCCACAGGGGAGAGAGAUUCAGCAGCCAUGCUAAAACUGCUGGUGCCGUGUCAUUUUGACUUUGCUGUGUUCUGCCCAAACAUCACUGAAGCCAUCGCCUCCUGUAAUGCAGACCAGCAGAACUUUAACGUCUCGGUGGAGAACAUGUUGACUCGCUGCUUGGACAACGAGAAGAGUUGGCGUCUUCUUCACAGCAAGGGGGGUCACGAAGGUUUGCAGCUGCUGAUCGAGGACAGCCUUCCCCUGGUCCCUGAAAAGAAAGCAGAGACCCUGGUCUUCCCCUGCAUCCUCAGCUCCUUGCAGUGGAUUACCCAGGGCAGGGAUUCAGUGCUGGCAGACCCAGCCAAGACCGGCUUAGCGGUUAAACCCAGCAUCAUGGCCAAAGCUGCUCCACUCUGCGACGCAGCCGAGAUCCACGUCCUCAUCACCGGGAGCCUCCACCUGGUGGGAGGAGUACUCAAACACCUCGACCCAACUUCCUCUAAGUAACUGGGAUCAUUUAGACAGUUUGAAUAAUAAAUGGGUGCUCUGCUAAAAAGAUCAUUUCUGUCUGUAUAGAUGAGGGGUUUUGUAGUGCCAGCUUUUUUUAUUUUAUAUGUUUACCUGAAUGCCUUUAUAUGGAAAAACUGAAUUAGCUGCACCCAGGAAUCGUUGUAGUCUUGGUAGCUUCUCUACAGCAGAUGACGCCAAGAGUCAGCCAGUUUGGACCAAGGCAGCUCUGGGCUUCAAAGCAAGCCUCAGCUUCACACAGAGCCUUAAAGGUGACCACACAAACGUGUGGAGCCCACAUCUUUAAGUCUUACAUGAAAGCCAGAUGUGUUUACAAUGAACUGCAGAGGGUACAUUCAUGUACAUGUGUGUGUGUGUUCUUCAGUGAUGCCACCUGGAUGAACUGAAGUGGUACAAUGGUUUUUACUUUUACAUGAUAAUACAUUUAUGCAAACAUGGCAGUUUAAUGGCCACCAGAAAGUGCUACAAGGAAAUUUUUUUUUUUUUUUUUUUUUUUUUUACAUAUGUGUGAAACACUUGACUCUUACCUUUCACUCUGUUUUUUUUUGUUGUUGUAAUUUUAAAUGAAAACCAGUUUGCACAGCUUCUUUUAUUUUGUCACUCUUUGAUAGUGUGCGUCAUCCACAUGGCCUCGUUAUUUCUGCGUUGUACAUGUUUGAAUAUUCUAACACUACUGCUGGCAUCAGGUGAAUUCAUGUAACUGACAAUCCGAGUUAGUGUCACGUAUUUUACACUGGAAUUAUAUUUAAUUUGUCCUUAAUUUAAAUCUAUAUUAUCUAUAUUAACCAUGAUACAUGUGGUAAUUGUAUGUACGUAUAAUGGUGAAAGACAUUGUAACCUUCAUCUGAGUCUUAGUGUUGUCAUGGCAAUCCAUCUAGUGAAGCAGACCUGACGGAGGUCCUCUUCUUCUCAGGUGGUUCAGCCACAUCCCUUCACCCUCUGACCUCUCUUUUUUUUUUUUUUAAUUCACUUCCAGUAUAAAAUAAACUACACUGACUUUUUUUUUUUCCCCUUCAAGAACUAAAAAGCACUUAAAUCGAACAUACCAUUGUAAGCAGUGCUCACAGUCAAUUAAAAAAAUGUGUAUAUAUGGAAAUUUUGAAAAAUUUUGAAGAUUUAAUUCGUUCACUGUUAUUUUAUUUUGUGUGUGUGUGUGUGUAUGUGUAUAAAUCCUUGUGCUCACCACAGACAAGCAGACCUUAGACUCUAAUAGAGCAUGUUUUAGACAUAUUUGUAGAGUUUUGACACUACCUGGAGACAGAUCUCUGUCCAUUCUGCUUCUGUAAGACUUGCAGAGAGACAUUGGCUGAUGAGCCAUGUGAAAAGAGAAACAUAAAACAUCAAGGUUAAAACCACAAAUGUGGUUUUAUGUGGCAUGUGAACAGACAACAUGCAUAUAUGUUCCUUCUUGCUGAUGUUGCCAUCACUUGGGAUUACUACAUCUAUCACUACGUCCUUCUUCUGCUGUUUGUCCACCACUGCUAUGUCAGCUUGGUUAGCCAUUACCAGUUUGUCAGUCUGUGUCUGGGAGUCCCAGCUAAGGAUCUUAGCUCAGUCAUUAGCUCCACCACCUUCAGAGGUGCAUCCAACGCCAAUAUAUACAGACCAACUAAAACACACAGGGAGAGGUGGAAGCUUUCAUGGACAGUGUUUGGUGCUUGUUCCUUCAAAGACAGAACAGAUUUGCAGUUGUACUUGUUGCUGUGGUUCAGCAGAUGGAGCUGUUUGUCUCAUUAAAAUGUCCAGCCCCCCGCCCCCGCCUAAAUCUGACCCCGCCCCACUCCACAUGCUGCAGCGCGGGGGGGGGGGGGGGGUGGU
Toxotes jaculatrix (banded archerfish) is the source of this 3576-nucleotide messenger RNA. RefSeq names its product folylpolyglutamate synthase (gene fpgs). Gene Ontology annotation, cellular component: cytosol; cytoplasm; mitochondrion. The transcript has 15 exons. The coding region runs from base 1 to 1737 and encodes 578 amino acids. Gene Ontology annotation, molecular function: ATP binding; tetrahydrofolylpolyglutamate synthase activity. The record is from RefSeq and is a predicted model, not a curated record. NCBI's taxonomy places the organism in Eukaryota, Metazoa, Chordata, Actinopteri, Toxotidae. Gene Ontology annotation, biological process: tetrahydrofolylpolyglutamate biosynthetic process.